Messenger RNA from Dissoconium aciculare CBS 342.82, 500 nucleotides. RefSeq lists its product as uncharacterized. Lineage: Eukaryota; Fungi; Ascomycota; Dothideomycetes; Mycosphaerellales; Dissoconiaceae. The transcript is spliced from 2 exons. Gene Ontology annotation, molecular function: zinc ion binding. The record is from RefSeq and is a predicted model, not a curated record. Gene Ontology annotation, cellular component: mitochondrial intermembrane space. Gene Ontology annotation, biological process: protein import into mitochondrial intermembrane space. The annotation marks the transcript as partial.
AGGGUCCUGCAAGUCAUCCGUCUCCACAGGCUGUCAAGCAAUUUGCCCUCCACAGCGACCAGAAAUAACGAACGCAUUACAACAUCAUGUGCAAACAUAUCCUCAACGCCCAAGUGGCGAUCCGAUCACCAUGCUGCAAGCUCUGGUUCGACUGCGCACAGUGCCACGCUGAAUCGCAGAGCCACACACUGAAACAGGCUAUGGAGAUGGUGUUCGCAUGCAAGAAAUGCAAAAAGUGCUUCCGCAAGGAUAUGAACGAGUUUGAAGACAGCGACGAGUAUUGUCCGCACUGCGAUAACCGUAAGUAAGAGACGGACUCGGCAUUCAUUUGUAUUCUCCUUUUGCCUCGCAGCCCAUCAACCUCACUGCUAACCCUAUGAUCUCGUGUUUCCGGGAGAAAAAGAUUUCGUGCUGGAAGCCCUGGAGCCCAAGGCUCGUUUGGAAUUCGAGGGCGAGGAUGUCCGGAAAGACUCACGAAUGCUCAAAGACGAGCGUGUCGC